Messenger RNA from Corylus avellana, 2311 nucleotides. The record is from RefSeq and is a predicted model, not a curated record. NCBI's taxonomy places the organism in Eukaryota, Viridiplantae, Streptophyta, Magnoliopsida, Fagales, Betulaceae.
AAUGCUCUUCCCUGCUGGGCUCAUGGUCCUAAUUGUUGUUCUUGUCCUUGUCCAUGAAGCUUGCAGUGCCAACGAUAGUCAUCAUCAUUCAUGUCAUUCUUCCUGCGGCAAUAUCCACAACAUAAGCUAUCCGUUUCGGUUGGAAGGCAAUCCACCAAUGUGCGGAGAUCAAAGGUAUAAUCUGUCUUGUGAGAAUAACCAAACAGUGUUAUACUUAUAUGCUGGAAAAUACUACGUACAGGAAAUCAAUUACAGUGCCUACACAAUCCGAGUUGUAGACGCAGGUAUUUAUGAGAAGGACAAUAUCUCCUUCAUCCCUCGCUAUUUUCUAAACAAGCACAAUUUCAGUUCAGGGUAUCCAUAUACCUUGUCUUAUCCAGAUAACAUAUAUGUUCGUUGUAAUAUUACUGAUCCGUACCGGCAGAUUGGGUACUAUUUCGAUAUGCAACAAAAGGGUGUGGUUUUGGUGAAGUGCGAAAAGCCAAUGAUUUCUGAACGGUAUUUGGACACGUCUAGUUGCUUGAGUAAUGGAGUGAAUUCUUCCAACUCUUCUCUAUUCCAUUCCAAGGGCUAUCGAUAUGUUUUAACUUCAUACUAUACAUCUCUAUGGGAUUUGGGGGACUCUUGCCAAAUAGAGCAAAUGUUUCCGACAGCGUGGCAAGGAGCGUACCCAACUAACUGUUCAGACCUUUACCAUCAAGUGGCCUAUGGUUUUCAGCUUUCAUGGGUGCAAGUUUUGUGUGAUAACUUCACUGGAGAUGACUUUUGCUACCUCGAUGACGUGAAUUUCCGUUUUCAGUACUUUUGCGACAGUCUAAAACUUGGUUCAUACGAUAAUUCGAUAUUUGGAAAAGUUAUUCGAGCUCUUUACAACACGCUAGUACCGCAGAUCAUCAAAGAAUAUUUAUGGGGGAUUUACCCAAUUGACGAGGAAUAUUACAUGAAUGAAUUUCCGGUAGAACUACAAAGAAUCAUGAUCACCGAUGGAGACACUCCGUUAAAACUACAAAUAAUCAUGAUCACCGAUGGAGGACUAUACCUUGGAGCAAAAGCUGUAUUGUUGGGUCCAUGUGUGAUUGCGUUUUUGAUAUACAAAUGGUGUAGAAGGCAUUUAUCUAUGUACGAUGUUGUUGAAGAAUUCUUGCAAAGCCACAAUAACCUCAUGCCAAUAAGGUACUCUUACUUCGAAAUUAGGAAGAUGACCAAAAAUUUCAAAGACAAAUUAGGCGAAGGAGGUUAUGGCACUGUAUUUAAAGGAACACUUCGAAGUGGCCGACUUGUAGCUAUAAAGAUGUUGGGUAAGUCCAAAGCUAAUGGACAAGAUUUUAUCAAUGAAGUUGCAACCAUUGGACGGAUUCACCAUGUUAAUAUAGUUCAACUCAUUGGUUUUUGUGUUGAAAGAUCAAAGCGAGCUCUAGUAUAUGAGUUUAUGCCUAAUGGCUCUUUGAAUAAAUACAUAUUUUCCUCAGAAGUAAGUACCCUCCUAAGCUAUGACAAAAUGUAUGAUAUAGCUUUAGGAGUGGCUCGUGGAAUUGAAUAUCUACAUCAAGGAUGUGCCAUGCAGAUUUUGCACUUUGAUAUCAAGCCUCACAACAUUCUUCUUGAUGAGAAUUUGGCUCCCAAGGUGUCUGACUUUGGCUUGGCAAAGCUAUAUUCAGUAGAUGAUAGCAUUGUCUCUUUGACUGCUGCAAGAGGGACGUUAGGAUACAUGGCUCCUGAAUUGUUCUACAAAAACCUUGGAGGCAUUUCAUACAGAGCUGAUGUUUAUAGUUUUGGAAUGUUAUUGAUGGAAAUGACGGGUAGAAGAAGGAACUUAAAUGCACUUGCAGACCAUUCAAGCCAAAUUUAUUUUCCUACUUGGGUUUAUAACCAAUUGCAUGAUGGAAAAGACAUAGAAAUGGAAGAUGUUACCGAAGAGGAAAAGAAAAUAGCUAAGAAGAUGAUCAUGGUUGCCUUAUGGUGUAUACAGAUGAAGCCUAGUGAUCGCCCUUCAAUGAAUAGAGUCAUAGAAAUGCUUGAAGGAGAAGUUGAAAGCUUACAAAUGCCUUCCAAACCUUUCUUAUCAUCAAUAGAGAGCCCCAUGAGGGAUGCUGGAGAGGAUUCAAAUGAAACUUGCUCAUCAAUUCAAUCAGAAGAAUCAAGUCAAACAACUCACUCUCAAAUGCAAAUUAAUUGAUAUGAGUCUCCUCAAUUACAUUCCCAUUAAAUGGGGGCAAUUAGUGUUCUCAUCUAUAUCUGAUAGCACAAAGAUGCUCGAUGUUUCUGUGUAGUAAAUAAGAUCAGUUCCUUUGAUUUAAGAUAAUUUGCCUUA